AUGGGUUUCCACAAAUCGUCUAUGAAUGUUGAGCUCAAGGGGGGCCAUAUACUCACUGCAUACUGCGCCCGCCCGACUGGGGACGCCUGCUACUCGGAAUUGGAUCUGAACGGGUUUCUGGGUAUCAGAAAAGGUAAACUCACAUGGGGCAUCAAAGACUUCUCGGAAUCCGCGAACGACAUCCAUCUCGAGUGGGAGGGAGACACCAAGCCCAAGAACCCGAUUCUCCAUGCCGAGUUGAUGGACGGCGAGGAAAAUCACGACUCUUGCGUGAAUCUGGCGGACUGCAUCAAGAACGAGGAUGGACGUCUGCGGUUCAUGGAAUGUUUCUAA
Messenger RNA from Penicillium daleae, 333 nucleotides. Its product is annotated as CVNH domain-containing protein. The transcript has 2 exons. NCBI's taxonomy places the organism in Eukaryota, Fungi, Ascomycota, Eurotiomycetes, Eurotiales, Aspergillaceae. Bases 1 to 333 code for a protein of 110 amino acids. The record is from RefSeq and is a predicted model, not a curated record.